AUGCGAUUGAGAAUCAAGCCCAGGCUGCAGCAGGAGAAGUGGAGCCUGUAUUGGAAGACGUCGAUGGCGACGAGGACGUUCGCUUUGGACGAGUUCGAUUUGGACGUGGACGAGCUCAAGAUGACGGCUCGAGAGUUGAAGGCGAUGGUGAUGGAACGCGUGGGGCUGCCGUCGGUGGACACGCUGCAUCGAUUGGAGGAAUUCGUUGAGCCGUGGGAGCUCAUCAUGUACAACGGUCGAGAGUUGGAGGAUAAGAAGACGCUCGCGGCGAGCGGCGUCCCGUCGGAGGAUGGCGCAUACAUCAUUGUGGUGAGAAAACAGCUCAUCGCCGAGGGAUGGAAACUGAAUUUCGAUGAUGACGAGGACUCCGACACCGAAGAGGAUGACUUUUAA
This is a messenger RNA of Ostreococcus tauri, 393 nucleotides long. RefSeq names its product unnamed product. Bases 1 to 393 code for a protein of 130 amino acids. The transcript has a single exon. Lineage: Eukaryota; Viridiplantae; Chlorophyta; Mamiellophyceae; Mamiellales; Bathycoccaceae. The record is from RefSeq and is a predicted model, not a curated record.